CUCUCUGCCGAUGGGUCCACUCUUUUCAUCUUCUCCAUUUGCCGCAAAAACCUCCCUUUCUCUCUCUUCACUACCCACAAUCCUCAUUCCCCAGUUCGCUACUUCUUGGGGGGUUUUGUAGAGGUUUUCCCCUACUCAUUUCAUUUGACUAUCCGAUUUCUUUACAAAAGAAAGAUAGCAAGCAUAGACUGAGGGACUGAAAGAAGGAGAUGGGUUCUCUGUAAGAUGUGCCAAGGAAAGGAAAUAAAGGAAAAGACGAGGGAGAAGAGGUGGAGGAAGAGCCAAUAUGGAAGCAGCAAAACCAGAGGUUUUGCAUGUUUCCCAAUAAGUAUCAGCCCCUUUGGUAGAUGUACAAGAAGGCUGAAGCCAGUUUCUGGACCGUUUUGGGUUUGACCGAACUACACAGAGAAACAGAAGAGAACGAUGGGAGAAGAAGGUCGUGAUGGCAGUGUUGCGCCACCCCAUCGAGAAUCAAUUCACAAGGCAACAUUUAUCCGACCCCAAACUGCCCUUGUUAAAGGGAAAAAAAAAUAAAAAUGAAAAGACGCAUUUCACAUGGAGCUGAGCUGUACACUGGACCGCCCAGACAUUUUAUCUCUAAUUAUUACCCAAAAAAAGAAAAAAAAAAAAACGUUUUAUCUCUGAUCAAACUUAUCUCUCCACCACGCGGUCACAUGCUGGCAUUUUCUGCUUUCUAUGGGUCAAUAAUUGCUUUUCUGAAUCGUUUUUCCUGCUUCUGCCGAAGGUUGUUCCCUGUUUACUGUACUGGACAAGUGCAGUUAACUAAAUGGAUGGUUAUCAAUAAAUAAUUAAUUAAAUG
Molecule: messenger RNA, 820 nt
Organism: Rubroshorea leprosula
Lineage: Eukaryota; Viridiplantae; Streptophyta; Magnoliopsida; Malvales; Dipterocarpaceae
Source: the annotation of a GenBank genome assembly